Apodemus sylvaticus (European woodmouse) is the source of this 3262-nucleotide messenger RNA. RefSeq names its product angiogenic factor with G-patch and FHA domains 1 (gene Aggf1). Bases 309 to 2426 code for a protein of 705 amino acids. The record is from RefSeq and is a predicted model, not a curated record. NCBI's taxonomy places the organism in Eukaryota, Metazoa, Chordata, Mammalia, Rodentia, Muridae. The transcript is spliced from 14 exons. Gene Ontology annotation, molecular function: nucleic acid binding; protein binding.
CCGGCUCAGCCCGGAACUAGAGUCUUCCGCCUGGUUCUCCUUAGUUCUCUGGUCCCCUGGCUUCCCUGAGGCUGUCACCAGGAGGGUGUCCGAGCUCACGGCCACGCGGCCCCGGUAGGGUCGGCUUCGUCCCCUAGCUCGCAGUCCCGGUCGCCGACUUCGGGGCGACAUGGCCAGGGCCCGCUGGGGUCGUCCGAGCGUGAGGCCGCCUAUCGCUGCCCGCGCGCUCCUGUGGCCCCUUGGCCAGCGAGCACCGGUGUCGUCUUAAGCAGCCCCUCCGCACCCGCGGGCUCCGCGCUCACGGCCGCAUGGCCUCCGAGGCGCCUUCGCCGCCGCCCGCCUCCCCCGAGCCGGAGCUGGCGCAGCUAAGGCGGAAGGUGGAGAAGUUGGAGCGCGAGCUGCGGAGCUGCAAGAGGCAGGUGCGGGAGGUCGAGAAGCUGCUGCAUCACACCGAGCGCCUGUACCAGAACGCCGAGAGCAAUAACCAGGAACUCCGCACGCAGGUAGAAGAACUUAGUAAAAUACUCCAUCGUAGGAAAAAUGAAGAUAGUCAGAAGUCUGAUGUAGAAGUGCAGACAGAGAACCAUGCUCCUUGGUCAACUUCAGAUUAUUACUAUCAGACAUAUUAUAAUGAGGAUAGUCUUCCUAGUAAAGAGACGGAACUGUCUGCACAGCAGAGUCAAUAUGUUCAAGCUUCUGCUCUUAAUUCUAAAGACAAGUCACAAAUAGGCAAUGAUAGUUAUGCUGGCCCUGAUGUAACCGACUGUGGUAACCACAGACAGGAGGAUCAUGUCACCUCUGAUUCACAGGAGAGCGCAUCCGCGUUAGCAGAAGGCCCAGCACCCGAAGGCUCCUCGCUCGCCGAGAGCUUGAGAGCUGCAGCGGAAGCUGCUGUGUCGCAGACCGGCUUCACCUACGAUGAGAGCACGGGCUUGUAUUUUGACCACAGCACUGGUUUCUAUUAUGAUUCUGAAAACCAACUGUAUUAUGACCCUUCCACGGGGAUUUAUUACUACUGCGAUGUGGAGAGUGGGCGCUACCAGUUCCACUCUCGAGUGGACUUGCAGCCGUACCAGACUUCCAGCAUAAAACCCAACAGAGAUAGGAGACUGAAGAGGAGGAGGAAGGAGCCGGGUUUUUAUACAGCAAAUGAAGAGAAGGACUUGAAUUCAGAAGAUCAGAAAGUCUGCAGUGUAGAGUAUGUAAACUGCAGUGAGGAUGAACAUCUUGGAAAUGUGAAAAAGAAGGCCAGAAUAGACACUUGUUACAAAAGCAGCCCCUUACAGCUUACGGCAGCAGUUGGUAGAGACACUGUGGAGUCUCCUGGAUGCGAUCACUCAGCUUCACCUAAGGAUGAGAGACUCAGAGAGAGUGAGAGCGAGCCAGAAGAGGGUGAGAUCACAGACUCGCAGAGUGAGAAGAGUUAUGAUGGAGACAGUAGCAGUGGGCACAGGGAGUCCUCAGAAGCUUCCGACGAUGAAGAGGAGGAAAGGAUUUGGCCGCCCUGUAUCCGGGUGAUUGUCAUUAGAUCUCCAGUGUUGCAGAUGGGCUCGCUCUUCAUCAUCACCGCUGUGAGCCCCGCCACCAUCGGCAGAGAGAAGGACAUGGAGCACACUGUGCGGAUCCCUGAGGUUGCUGUUAGUAAGUUCCAUGCAGAAGUUUAUUUCGACCAUGACUUGCAAAGCUAUGUUCUCGUGGAUCAGGGAAGCCAGAAUGGUACCAUUGUCAACGGGAAGCAGAUUCUUCAGCCAAAAACUAAAUGUGAUCCUUACGUCCUUGAGCACGGAGAUGAAGUAAAGAUUGGGGAGACUGUGCUGUCUUUCCACAUUCACCCUGGCAGUGAGACGUGCGACGGCUGUGAACCGGGGCAGGUCAGGGCUCACCUCCGCCUUGAUAGGAAGGAUGAGUCUCUGGUUGGUCCAGCAUUGAGUAAGGAAGAAAAAGAGUUGGAAAGAAGAAAAGCACUCAAGAAAAUACGAGUAAAGUAUGGCUUGCAGAAUGCAGAUUAUGAAGAUGAAAAAGCAUUGAAGAAUCCUAAAUAUAAAGACAGAGCUGGAAAACGCAGAGAGCAGGUUGGAAGCGAAGGGACUUUCCAAAGAGAUGAUGCCCCUGCAUCUGUUCACUCUGAAAUUACAGAUAGCAACAAAGGCCGAAAGAUGUUGGAGAAGAUGGGAUGGAAACAGGGAGAAGGCCUGGGAAAGGACGGCGGGGGGAUGAAGGCGCCGAUCCAGCUGCAGCUCCGACGGACACACGCAGGCCUGGGGACAGGGAAGCCAUCCUCCAUUGAUGAUGUCCACUUUCUCCACAAUAAGAGCAAAAGAAACUGGGACAAAGCACGUGAGCGCUUUGCGGAAAACUUCACGGAAAAUAAACCUCGGAAAGAAGCACCAGGGGCUGGGCCGUGGGUGACAGGGACUGCAGAGUAAAGGCCUGCUGUCACAGGGGAGAUCGGAGCUUCAGAAGAGACAGAGCUUGGAAACUUCAGUAUAGAAGCUCGUGUCCCUAGAGUCCGUCAAGGAGGAACUCUUAGAUGGUCCCUGACCCACACGUGUGUGGGGCGUGUGGUCUGCAGCUUAGAGAAAGCAGGUCUUACCCACUGAGCAGGAACCUGUGCGGAAAGUGGGCUCAAGGUGACAGGUGCAGGACAGCUGCCAGACCUUUGUUGUCGUCGACACCUGUCACUCACCCCAUGGAGGGCAGCUAACCAUGUGAGCAGAGUGCACAUGACCACUUAUGACUUCACGUGUCCUGUCUCCAUGUCAUCAUCAUUAUGACACACAGAUAUCAAAAGUUUAUAAACAAUUCUAUGUGUAUACUUGUUUACACCUUUUAGAACUUAGGAUUUUUUUUUAAAAAAAAGACGAGAAACCACGGGUAGUGGAGCCUAAUUUUACUAUCCUGAAAUAACUGCAGUACAAAUAUUGAAGAAUUGAUGGCAGGUGACAGACUGUAGAAAAUUAGUCUCACGCUGUUUUCUUCUGUGAAGAAUGUUGGUUUGUACUAGAUGGUCAGCUUUGCCUUAGGUAUUUCCUAGCUGCUGGAUAUUUGAUAUAGACAACUGGUACAGUAUUGGCAUUUCAGUGUGCUAGCAUUUUUAGUUUUGAUAAAUACCAUUGCGGGCAAUGGGACUGUGCUCGAGAAAUCUGAUGAAUCUGAGAUGGGUUACUUGCCAAGACUUCAAACAUUUGCUGGAAAUGUCUUCAAAUGCAAUAAAAAAAACAUUUUUAAAGACUUGAUUUCUUGAAUAAAUGAUAUAAACAUA